Molecule: messenger RNA, 750 nt
Organism: Parus major (Great Tit)
Lineage: Eukaryota; Metazoa; Chordata; Aves; Passeriformes; Paridae
Gene: DTYMK
Product: deoxythymidylate kinase
Exons: 5
Biological process (GO): dUDP biosynthetic process; dTDP biosynthetic process; dTTP biosynthetic process
Cellular component (GO): mitochondrion; cytoplasm; nucleus
Molecular function (GO): dTMP kinase activity; ATP binding
Source: RefSeq, a predicted model, not a curated record
AUCGUGCUGGAGGGCGUGGACCGCGCCGGGAAGAGCACGCAGGGCCGGCGGCUCGUGGAGGCCCUGAGGAACGCCGGGCACCGCGCCGACCUCCUCCGCUUCCCGGAAAGAACCACUGAGAUUGGGCAGCUGAUCAGCUCCUACCUGGGGAGGGAGAAGAACCUGGAGGACCACACCAUUCACCUGCUCUUCUCUGCCAACCGCUGGGAACACGUACCAAUGAUGAAAGAGAAACUACAUCAAGGGAUCACGGUUGUGGUUGACAGAUAUGCCUUCUCUGGAGUGGCCUUCACAAGUGCCAAAGAGAACUUCUGCCUGGACUGGUGCAAACAGCCUGAUGUUGGACUCCCAAAGCCAGACCUGAUCCUGUUCCUUCAGUUAAGCCCAGAAGAAGCAGCAGAACGAGGGAACUUUGGACAUGAACGUUACGAGACCAGCUCCUUCCAAGAGAAAGUUCUUCAGUCCUUCUAUUGCCUUAUGAAGGACAAGACCCUAAACUGGAAGCUGCCCAGCACUGGUGAAGGAGGUGAGCCCCUGCAAAUGCUGCCUCAGGCCCUGACAGUAACACUGGGACAAGACAACACACUGAAAAGCCAGAAAUACCUGUUAAAGAUCUGAGCUUAGCUCUGUUACUGAGGUUGUGUCAACACUCAGGUAAAAUCUUGUCUGGCAGAGCUGUCCUUAAAACAUAAAACCAUGAACAUGAAAUAAACAGUAGAAUUUGUGUUCUACACAAAUUUUUGUUGGAAA